Effrenium voratum is the source of this 1242-nucleotide messenger RNA. The record is from the annotation of a GenBank genome assembly. Lineage: Eukaryota; Dinophyceae; Suessiales; Symbiodiniaceae.
AUGCUGCCGGCCAUCAUGAAGGAGUUUGGCACUGACCAGUACGGCGUGGCAUGGCUGCCAGCCAUCUUCCAGCUCUGCAAGGGCAUCUUCACCCUCCCCGGUGGCUUCGCCCUGCACCGGUUCGGGUGCCGCGCCUGCUUGCGUGCAGGCUGCUUGGUCAUUCUGGCCGCCUCCGUGCUGUACCCGCUGGCGCCAAGUCUCUGGUGGCUGGGCACUUUGCACGGGAUCUACGGCUCGGCCUACGAUCUGGUGGGCAUCGGCCCUGCCAUCGUCUUCGUGACGACCUGGUUCGAGGAGCGGCCUGGUUUGGCCAUCGGCAUGCUGACCACCGCCUUCAGCGUGUCCGGGGUCCUCUUCCCCCCGUUGCUGGCGCGCCUCACCGCACACCACGGCUGGCGACGCGCCUCGCUGCUCAGCCCCGUGCUGACAGCGCUGGUGGUGCUGCCCAUCUGCUUCCGAAUCAUUCAGGAUGGCCCCGUGCAACAGCGGCGGCAGCAGCAGGUGGUUCAAACCGACCCGGAGGCGGACGGCGAUGAAACUGCCUCCGCCUCCGCCUCUGCCGCCUCGGGCGGUGAAGGCCUCAACUUUCGCCGGAGCCUCGGCCUGGGCGCGGUGUGGCACUUGGCCUUCCUGUCGCUGUACCAGCUCUACAUCGUCAUCGCCCUGAUCAAUACCCUGGUUCUGUAUCUGAAGACUGACGUGGGAAUGGCCUUGGAGCUUUGCGGUCUCUACUCGUCCAUCGUCUUUCAGGCCUCCAUCGUGGGGAAGCUGCUGAUGGGCCUGGCCCUGGACGUGCCGCGGCUGUCAGCGCCUGCAGGGCUGCUGGGCUGCCUGGUGCUGCUGGCAGGCACUCUUCUGCCUCUGGACCUCUCCGGUGGGCUCACCGACAGCCACGGCCAGCUGCUGGCAUUUGCGGUGGUCUAUGGCCUGGGCUUCGGGGGCUGCUACUCGAUGGUCUGCGCGAAGCCGGCCAAGAUGUUCGGCAGGAUGUCCGACUUCGGGAGGCUCCAGGGCUUCUUGAUGCUCUUCCAGGUGAUCGGAGGCUUCCUGGGCACGCUGGUCACCGGCAAGCUGCGGGCGGUCUACGGCAACUACACCCUGUCCUUCUACGUCUUCAUUGCCAUGGCGGUGCUGUGCUGCUGCCACUAUGUGGCCCUGGAGUGCAGUGGAAAGCGUCUCCACACGUGUCGUGAGCGCUCUGAAACGGUCGGCCUGCCAGACGAAUGCGGCACCCGGCGAUAG